Molecule: messenger RNA, 420 nt
Organism: Mycotypha africana
Lineage: Eukaryota; Fungi; Mucoromycota; Mucoromycetes; Mucorales; Mycotyphaceae
Exons: 2
Source: RefSeq, a predicted model, not a curated record
UUUAUACCCUUUACUUAUACUAUUGGUGUUCGCUAUACCCAUCCGUAUCAUGGUAUCAGAGAUAUCUUAGUCAGAGGACGUAUUCCAGAUUGGUGUAGAACCUUAAUAAUCACUGAAUGUAUGCGCAACUUACCUAUUAAGCCUGGCAUGGUUUUAUCCGGUUUAUUACCGUUUGCUAAAGACAUGCAAUUUCAUUUCACACAAUUAUCAAGAAAAACAAUUCCUUACAUAUACCCUGACAUGUUAGUUUCGUAUGAGAAAAUGACAAUGGAUUUAUGCUGGCCUCAGUCACCAUUUGACACAGAAAAACAAUCGCCACCGCAACAGCGACAAUCACCUAUGUGUGAUAUACCUGAUCAUACAGCUGCCAUUAUUACAAAAAUGGCAAACGAAUGGGUAGCAAAUCAGCAAACCAUCUUU